AUGGCAACAGGUGACUUAAAAAGAAGCUUACGGAAUCUAGAACAAGUACUUCGCUCACUAAAUUAUCCUAAAGAGGUGGAUUGUGUAGGUUUGAUAAAGGGAGACACAGCAGCAUCUUUGCCAAUCAUCAGCUAUUCUCUUACUUCAUAUUCACCAUAUGUGGCAGAACUUCUGAUGGAAUCCAAUGUAGAACUCAUAGCAAAGAAUGACUUGCGCUUUAUAGAUGCAGUCUAUAAGCUUCUUCGUGAUCAAUUUAAUUAUAAGCCAGUUUUGACAAAAAAGCAGUUUGUCCAGUGUGGGUUUGCAGAAUGGAAAAUACAAAUUAUUUGUGAUAUUUUGAAUUGUGUGAUGAAAAAGCACAAGGAGUUGAGUAGUCUUGAGAAGAUUUCAUCACAACAAAGGAAAAAAAUCAGUUUUGGUAAGCCAGAGCCUUCAGGUAGUGAGAAAACUUCUAUAGAACCUGUUGGCAUUGACAUCACUGGAAAGUUUAUGACUUCAGGAAAGAAAAAAGCUGUGGUGAUUCGUCACUUGUAUAAUGAAGACAGUGCUAACAUUCCUGAAGAUACAUUAGGUACAGUAACAGAUGUUAAUGAAGCAUUUGAUAUGACUGAUGUAAAGACUACUGAAAUAAAGAUACCUGACAUAAUGGUUCCUGAGAUCAAGUCUGAGCAACACGAUAUGAAAUUUAAUCCUGAGAUUACUACAUUACAGACUAUGCUUGCUGAAUGUCAAGAAAAGCUUAAGAAGCUUAGUUGGCUAGAGAGUAGAAUAGAAUGUUUAGAAGAAAAAAUGAAAGGAAAAGUGAUGGUAAAUGAAAAGACCUGGACUAAUCUUCUCAGUCGUAUCACUCUCCUUGAAACAGAAAUGCUUUUGUCUAAAAAGAAUGAUGAAUAUGUAGAGUUUAAUGAAAUGAGUGAAGACUCUGCUUCUAGUAGGCACAGGGAUAAUCUGAAAACAGAUAAAAAAAGCAAAGAAGAGAGGCCAGCAAGUCUUCCUCUGUCCUCUGGGUGUAGUACAUCAUCAUCAGAUUCAACUCCCAGAACCUUGACUAUUAAUUAUUGUGGUUUGAAAGAUAAUUCAGAGGAAACAACAAUCCAGAAAAUGGAAAGGAUGAAAAAAAUGUUUGAAGAAACUGCAGAGUUAUUGAAAUGUCCAACUCACUAA
This is a messenger RNA of Orycteropus afer afer, 1164 nucleotides long. It is a transcript of the gene CEP44, whose product is annotated as centrosomal protein 44. Bases 1 to 1164 code for a protein of 387 amino acids. Gene Ontology annotation, cellular component: spindle pole; centrosome. The record is from RefSeq and is a predicted model, not a curated record. Lineage: Eukaryota; Metazoa; Chordata; Mammalia; Tubulidentata; Orycteropodidae. The transcript is spliced from 10 exons.